Blepharisma stoltei is the source of this 1932-nucleotide messenger RNA. The record is from the annotation of a GenBank genome assembly. Lineage: Eukaryota; Ciliophora; Heterotrichea; Heterotrichida; Blepharismidae.
AUGUCAAGUGGGUAUUCACAUAAAGAGAAUAACCUUUCAAAUAUCGAACGAAAAAUCCUCAAAAACACCUUUUACCACAACGCAAACGAUCUCCACUACAAAGAAGAAUCAAUGAGCAACCGCUCUCAGUUCAGUUGCUCAGGGAAAUUUCAAACCUCGAUAUCUCGUCCUAGCAUGGAGAUUUCAAGAGCGAUAUCUCAAGAUUCAUUUCGAACAAUCGAGCAACUUUUUUCAAUUGGGCUCCAAGAAAUUGACUUAAGUCGUUUAAGCUUUCAGGACGAAAACGACGUCGCUUUAAGACUUCAAGAAGUUAUAAGGAAAGCGGCUCCUGGAGCAAUAAUCACUUUGCCUCCCCAAAACAUCACCUUAAAUGGACUUUUGAUUACAUCCCCGAUAACCAUCAAAGGAACGCCUGGCUGCACCUUGGAAAUAGCGAACGGGUCAAUUGUAGUUGAUUUCAGCAGUCACUCGAAAGAGAGCAUGAUUGGAUCAAUAUCAGAAUCAGCGCUGAUGUGUGAGCUUUCUAUUAUUUUUAACCUCACUGGGGGUGCUGCUAAGUCCAGCACGUCUCCGCCAGCACUCUUUAUUAUGGACUCACCAAAUACAAGUAUAGAAGUACGCGACUGUGAUAUUCGAAGCAUCAAUCAUGAAGAAAAAGAGAUGGUUUCUACAGUAGAGGACUCUUCAGAAGAGCUGCAAGAUGUUUGCUUUUGAGCAAAUGGAAUUUCUUUCAAGAGACACGCAACAAGGAUUGAUUUGAGAUAUAACAGUUCUCUUGUCAUAAAAUCGUGCAAUAUCAGCAACUUCCAUGAGAUUAUCAAAGGAGGUAUAAACUCCUCAAUUCAUAUUGAAAAAACUCAUAUAAACAACUGUAUUGGAAAUGGAGUCAGUAUAUUAAACCCUACCAAUUUUCAACUAUUAGAAAGCGUCAUUCAAAAUUGUCAAAAAACCUCAGUCGAAAUUAGGAUAAUUCCAAAUUCAAGUUUUGGAAAACCCAGCUCACGGUCUGGCUCUUUGACGAAUUCAAGAGAAAUCCAAUCAAGGACGAUUAGAAUUGAAGGAAAUGACAUAAAAAACUCUGGAGCUUAUGGAGUCAGCAUUUGAAGCGAGCAUGUCUGCCAUUUUCCAUCUAUUGUGAAUAUAAUAAAAAAUAAAAUCGAGCAGUCUGCUAAAGAAGCUUUAGCUGUGCGCCAUUUAGCGCUCCAAGACCUCUAUGUUUUGUCUAAUGAUUUUAAUUGAAGCCAAGGAAGCGGCUUGUGGCUGCAAAAAGUAUACAAAUUGACCCCAGAUUCCCGAAUCAUGGUUACACUUAAUCGAUGCUAUGAUUCCUGUGGAGGCUAUGGAGUAUAUUUGUAUGACGCUGGAGGAGUUUUCGAUAACAAUGAACUGUAUAGAAACAGCUUAGGAGGGGUAAUGGUGGUAGGUAGCUCCAAUAAAGAAGCAGAAAUUGAAACAAGCCUUGAAAUAAAAAAAUGCAAAAUAUACAGCAAUGGGGAAAAUGGAGUCACUGUCCUCGAUUUCUACCAGGGAAGCAUCACAAUUGACCAAUGCAAGAUUACAGAAAAUUAUCAUAACGGAGUAUAUUUAAUGCAGUCAAGAGAGCCCACUUCUUAUGUGAAAGGAAAAGAUCAAAUAGCUCCAGAAAACCUUAGAGGGACAGUCAUUCUUUCUAAUAGUGAUAUCUCUAUCAAUAAAGCAUAUGGAAUCACCGUUGCGAAAUUCAGAGUGGUCAUAGAGAAAACUCUCAUCGUUGAUAACACACAGGGAGCUAUGCUAAUAGGCGAAGGAUCUAGAGACCUGGUUACCUUCUUAGAUGACCCUGAAGAAAUGAAACAUAAUAUCAGCGGAAAUGUAGAAGGUCCUACUAAGGUCUUUAUCCAAGGAGGAAGAAAUAUUUGUGGGAAAGGAAACCUGAAAUGCAUGAUUUAUUAA